AUGUCUAAUUCGGAACAGCUAAAUCAAAAUUUGAUGGAGGAAGAAGUUCAGUACGUCCUCUCCAAUAAUAACCAAUAUAGAACAAUACCUACAAGACACAGUGCUGUUUCUGUACAGGAGAUCGGUGGAUCCUACUUCAUUCAGUACGAAGACAACAUGGUCAGUCUUGCAGAUCUGGCUCGCUAUCGAAAAGUGUACAUUGCGAAUAAUCGGUAUAUGUACGUGGUGAACAUUGUUUUGGGAGCCAUUCUGUUGUUCACUUCUUUUUUCUCAAAGGCAUGGUUCACCAUUUGCAUGUGUCUGAUCUAUUUCCUGAGUUCCCUGUUGUUUUACUAUUCUUUUACAAUGAUUUCUAAGAGGUACACGUUGGUGGUACGAUUUUGGUUCGUUCCUUUUAUGAAGGCGAUGACUGCGUUUAUUUCGGGCAUAGCGAGCUUUGUUCUCAGUCUCUUUUCGCUGAAUAAGUCAUCUUACGGAGCGCGUGGCUUUCUGGCUGUGGAGUUUGUAAUCAUCUUCUUCGUCUUCGUACUCCCAACUUCGUUUCCUCAUUCCUAG
Messenger RNA from Blastocystis hominis, 555 nucleotides. RefSeq lists its product as hypothetical. NCBI's taxonomy places the organism in Eukaryota, Bigyra, Opalinata, Blastocystidae. The transcript has 2 exons. The record is from RefSeq and is a predicted model, not a curated record. The coding region runs from base 1 to 555 and encodes 184 amino acids.